This is a messenger RNA of Chinchilla lanigera (long-tailed chinchilla), 3302 nucleotides long. RefSeq names its product intestinal cell (MAK-like) kinase (gene Cilk1). The coding region runs from base 936 to 2591 and encodes 551 amino acids. The transcript has 13 exons. Lineage: Eukaryota; Metazoa; Chordata; Mammalia; Rodentia; Chinchillidae. The record is from RefSeq and is a predicted model, not a curated record. Gene Ontology annotation, molecular function: protein serine/threonine kinase activity; ATP binding. Gene Ontology annotation, cellular component: cilium; cytoplasm; nucleus. Gene Ontology annotation, biological process: intraciliary transport; cilium assembly; intracellular signal transduction.
AAUGAAAAGAAAGUUUUAUUCCUGGGAGGAGUGCAUGAACCUUCGUGAGGUUAAGCUCACGGCCAGAUUUCACCCCGGGUCAUCGUGUGCUGACCUCCUGCCGAGAGAAUAGAAGCUGGAACAUCCAAGAGCAUCAGAAAUAAGGAAUGAUUCAGGGACAUUUUCUUAGAAACGCAGAGGCUUGAGAGGCAUCCUUGACUUGGAUACUGAGCCUUUGCUUUUAUAUACGACUCGCUGUGCAUUCAUUGUGAUGGAAGAGCUUGCUGGGGCCUCCAGCUUAGAAAACCUGUAGGCGCACGGCAUCUGAGGAAGCAGGCACCACGCUGGGAAGGAUCAGCGGAGGAGCUGGUCCUCCAGCUGGUGACCGCCAAGACACUUCCCGCCCUUCCUGGCCUGCACAGACGCCACUUCAGCUGCCCCACAUCUGCCCAUGGUGACGUCACACAAACUACCACCCGGGACACAGCCGAGCGCUGAUAGGAAGGGUGUGGAAGGAGACAGAAGGGCGGCCUCCUCCACAGUCCUUCAUCCCGUCCUCCUCGCGAGGUUCUUUUCUGCCUGCUGACGUAAAAGGGACAGGAGAGGAAGGUUACUGAAGCACCAUCGUUCCUCAUGUGCUGCCUCCCGCUGACAGCGAAGGAAACGAAGAGAGCUCCUGCGCUUCACCACACGCACAACUGCAGCUUCUCCACUCGUCCCGUCUGUCCUCGUGUGCCCCCCGGGGAGCCUGCAGAUCUUCACCCGGCGGCCCGCUGACAGAGGGUCCUUGCUCCUGCAAUGUCGUGAGAGAAGGGGGACCCGGUGACAUUUUCUCUGAAGUACUGCUUACAUGGUGCUGUGGCCUCCGGUCUUUAAAGAAGCUCAACCAUGCCAAUGUAGUAAAAUUAAAAGAAGUCAUCAGGGAAAAUGAUCAUCUUUAUUUUAUCUUCGAGUACAUGAAGGAAAAUCUCUACCAGCUCAUUAAAGAAAGAAAUAAGUUGUUUCCAGAGUCUGCUAUCAGGAAUAUCAUGUAUCAGAUCUUGCAGGGACUGGCAUUUAUCCACAAACACGGCUUCUUCCACCGGGACCUGAAGCCUGAGAAUCUCCUCUGCAUGGGACCAGAACUGGUGAAAAUCGCAGACUUUGGUUUGGCCCGGGAAAUCCGAUCAAGACCUCCCUACACAGACUAUGUGUCUACCAGAUGGUAUAGGGCUCCAGAAGUCCUCCUGCGGUCCACCAACUACAGCUCCCCCAUUGACGUCUGGGCUGUGGGCUGCAUCAUGGCGGAGGUGUACACUCUCAGGCCGCUCUUCCCUGGGGCCAGUGAAAUUGACACGAUAUUCAAAAUCUGCCAAGUGUUGGGGACACCGAAAAAGACCGACUGGCCUGAGGGCUAUCAACUUUCAAGUGCAAUGAACUUCCGCUGGCCCCAGUGCAUACCCAAUAACUUGAAGACCCUGAUUCCAAAUGCUAGCAGCGAAGCAGUUCAGCUCCUGAGAGACAUGCUUCAGUGGGAUCCUAAGAAACGACCAACAGCUAGUCAGGCACUGCGAUAUCCCUACUUCCAGCUUGGACACCUGCUGGGCAUCACCCCGCAGAGCCUGCCGGACUCAGGAAAGCCACAGAAGGAUGUCCUAGAAAAGGCAGGCCCACCUCCGCACAUCAAGCCAGUCCCCCCUGCCCAGCCCCCAGCCAAGCCGCACGCGCGAAUUUCUUCCCGGCAACAUCACGCCAGCCAGGCCCCUCAGCACCUCCUGUGCCCCUACAAAGCAGAGGCCUCCAGGACAGAUCCCCCGAGCCAUAUUCAGGAGGACAAGCCAAGCCCACUGCUUUUCCCAUCCCUGCACAACAAGAAUCCUCAGGCGAAAAUCCUAGCUGGCCUGGAGCACAAAAAUGGUGAGAUCAAGCCAAAGAGUAGGAGAAGGUGGGGCCUCAUGUCCAGGUCCACUAAGGAUUCUGAGGACUGGGCCGACGUGGAUGACUUGGAUUUCAGUCCGUCCCUCACCAGGAUUGAGCUGAAGAACAAGAAGAGACAGAGUGACGACGCGCUCUGCAGAUUUGAGAGCGUUUUGGACCUAAAGCCCUCGGAGCCCGUGGGCACGGGGAGUAGCGCCCCCACGCAGACCUGCUGUCCGCGGCGAGACACGCCCACCCUGAGGUCUGCAGCCAAGCAGCACUACCUGAAGCACUCUCGAUACUUGCCUGGAAUAAAUAUACGAAAUGGCAUGCUCCUAACUUCAGGGAAGGACUUCCUCCCGUCUAACCCGUGGUCCAGUUCUGGCUUGUCUGGAAAGUCUUCUGGAACAGUGUCGGUAAUCAGCAAAAUAAAUUCAGUUGGUUCCGGCUCUACAAGUUCUAGUGGACUGACUGGAAAUUACAUCCCUUCCUUUCUGAAAAAAGAAAUUGGUUCUGCUAUGCCAAGAGUACACCUGGCACCUAUUCCAGACCCUUCCCCUGGCUAUUCUUCGCUGAAGGCUGUGAGACCUCAUCCUGGGCGGCCUUUCUUCCACACUCAGCCAAGAAGCACUCCUGGCUUGAAACCCCGGCCUCCAGCCGCCCAGCCAGUGCACGGCCGGACAGACUGGGCGUCCAAGUACCCGGCUCGGCGAUGACCAUCUCAGCAGCAAGGGUCUUUUAUAGGGGAAGAGCAGGACACUCUCCCUCGGCUGACGAGGGCUGACCUGCGAAACUGUGUGGAUGAUGUAAAAGCAAAUCAGUGCUUUAUGGUUAUUCUUCUGAGCUAAGACAUUUCAAUAUUCUUUUUUAAAGUUUUUUUAAAUAUUGAUUUGAAUGCAAUACCCUCUUUUGGUAUAAAAUUAUUUUAUUCUAAAACUAGGUCUCAUUAUUUUCUUAAAUAACAGCAUUUUGUAUAUAUGGAUUAUGUUUUAGCAUUUUAUACCGUCAACUUUGUAAUGAACUUUUUAAAGAUUAAGUGAUUUUUCUUUUGGAGUUCCAGAUAAUAUUUUAUACAGAUUUUGAAAAAUGUAAUAAUAUUGAUACAGUAUUGCAACAAGGGUGAAAUGCAAGGCUACCAGACAAAGGGUUAUUUACUCAGUAUGUGCGAAUAUCAGAAUAUCACGGUGUGGUUACAUUGUUAACGUGGCUUUCUCGGACUGACUUUAAGAAAGGAAUCAUCUGCUUAUCCUAAUACCACGUCACUGUUUUUGAUACCACUGUGCUAUCCUAAAAGUACUGUUGCAUCAUCCACUUUGUUUUAUUUCUGUUUCCUGGAACAAAGAACACUAUAAAUAUGUUUUACAAUUUUCACAACACCCUUGGAUGUGGUUGUGAUACCUAAAUGAAACCAACCUUAAUCAUACUAA